This is a messenger RNA of Salvia hispanica, 1569 nucleotides long. The record is from RefSeq and is a predicted model, not a curated record. NCBI's taxonomy places the organism in Eukaryota, Viridiplantae, Streptophyta, Magnoliopsida, Lamiales, Lamiaceae.
AUGAAAGAUCUUGGAGAGGCUAAUCAAAUUUUGGGCAUGAGAAUCGAGCGUGACAAGGCGGCAGGAAAAUUGUAUCUUUCGCAAGCUGCUUACAUUGGUAAGGUUUUGGAAAGAUUCAACAUGGAUAAUUCAAAGACAGUAAGUGUGCCUUUGGGCAGUCACAUCAAACUGUCGAAGAAGGAGUCACCGAGUACAAAGGAAGAACGUGCUGAAAUGAAGAAAGUUCCUUAUGCUUCAGCAAUUGGCAGUUAUGUGGAUGCAGACUUGGCAUCCAAUUAUCUUGAUUGGAGAAGAAACACAACCGGGUAUGUAUUUACUUAUGGUGGUACUAUUAUUUCAUGGACUUCUAAGUUGCAAAAGACCGUUGCUUUGUCUACUACGGAGGCUGAAUAUGUAGCUGCGACGGAGGCAAGCAAGGAGAUGAUUCCACCAACCCUUUGCAACUUGAGAUCCCUCCAAUUCCUCGAUUUAUCGUACAAUAAUUUGGAAGGAGCACUUCCAUAUUGUCUAGGAAAAUUGGGCACAUCUGCGUCUAUCUUCAAUUUGAAUGCAAAUAAACUUUCUGGCAUCAUACCAUCAAUAUUCCCAAAGAAUUGCAGUCUUGAGUUAAUCAAUCUAAAUGGAAACAAAUUGGAAGGAACACUUCCCCAAACAUUGGGCAACUGCAAAGAUUUGCUUAUGGUGGACAUUGGUAAAAAUAAAAUACAAGGUGCAUUUCCCUUUUGGAUGGAAACACUCCCCAAACUCCGCGUCCUCGUCUUAAAGUCAAAUAACUUCAAUGGUACGAUGUCCGUGCCUUCAAAAACUGAGCAGCCUUUCCCAAAGUUGCAAGUAUUGGAUGUCUCAUAUAGUGCAUUUGUUGGCUCUCUACCUGAUAGAUAUUUCAAAAACUUUCGUGGUAUGAUUGAUGCCAAGGAAUACAUGUCCGAUGAUGAAGCACAUUUGUUACUGAGAUUCAUGGAGAUGAAGAUCACAGUGAAGGGCUUGGAACAGUUAUUUGGGCGACUGCUGACUACAUUUACAAGUAUCGAUAUGUCCUCCAAUAGAUUCUCCGGGACCAUUCCACCUUCUAUAGGGAAUCUUAACUCGCUUAGAUACUUGAAUUUGUCUCGCAAUACCCUCAUAGGACGUAUACCAUCUUCUAUUGGAGGUAUGAAGCAACUCGAGUCGUUGUCUUCAAACAAACUGGAUGGAGAAAUUCCGAAUGAAUUGGCAAGGUUGACAUUUCUUGCGAAGUUAAACCUUUCGAUGCAGUCUACUCAGCUUUCCACAUUUGAUAACGAAUCAUAUGUAGGAAAUGUAGGAUUGUGUGGAUUACCAUUGACGAGAAAAUGUGAAAGGAGUAAUGGAAAACCAUCAGAGCCUCAUGUGGAAGUGGAAUCGGAUAGGGAGAUUGUGUGGGGCUAUGUGUUUGCUGCUGCUGGAUAUGUGUUGAGCAUAGGAAUCUUUUCCUGGCUGCUUUUAUUCUGCCCAAGUUUCAGGUAUAAAUACUUUGAGAAAGUUAACGAUGUUUUUGAGAAGAUCUUUGAGUGUUUCCAGCGCCGGAAGAAAAGAGAUAGACAGCAGUAA